Molecule: messenger RNA, 1539 nt
Organism: Arxiozyma heterogenica
Lineage: Eukaryota; Fungi; Ascomycota; Saccharomycetes; Saccharomycetales; Saccharomycetaceae
Gene: MTF2
Product: Mtf2p
Exons: 1
Coding region: 1-1539 (512 amino acids)
Cellular component (GO): mitochondrion
Source: RefSeq, a predicted model, not a curated record
AUGUUCUUAAAGCAUUAUAAUGUCAUUAAACCUCGCAUGCUAUAUAUACGGCAUGUUCGUUGUAUUCACUUAACCACAAAUAAGAUGAAUCUUCUAAAGAAAUCAAAGAUCAGUGAGGGACCGUCCUUACAAGAAAACACUACCCAUGAUCCGGAAACUACCAGAACUCAAGAUAAUAAACAUAAGAAUAAUGAUAAUGGGAGUAUUCAGGAGCGAAUGCUAUUUAAUAAAGUGUUUGAGAGUAUGGAACUAAAGAGAGAAGAGAAACAAAAAGAACCUAACACUACCACUAGUUAUCGUUCCAAUAAUGAACCUGUCCACAUAGACCAAUCAACGGGGGAGAGACAGCAUUACAGCAUUAAUAAUAUUAAACUAAUACCAAAUAACAAUAAUAAUUUUCAUAGAUCUAGUGAUGAUUUAACUGUAUCUUUUGGUAAAUACGAUGAUUUGAAAAUAUUUCAUGAUGAAAUGAACCAGGAACCAUUCGAUUUCCAAGAUUCCAAGAUUAAUUCAUUAAUAUCGAAUUUUUCCAAAUCUAAUAUAAAGAAGACUGAUAUGAGGUCAUUUGUAGAUAAAUUAACUAGUAAGGAGAAUAGUAAUGAAAAUCGUAGUAAAACAUUACAAUCUAAUAAUAACGGAUUUGAGCCAAAUUCAAAAUUGCAACCUGAAUUCGAGUUACCAAUUUUUAAAUUUUUAGAUGGAAUUGAACAUGAAUUAUCUCAAAUAAAGAAGAAAACUUUAGAAUCAACAACAGAGAACAACCUUAAAAAUUCUCUUAAUAGGAACUUCAAAAGAAAUAUAAAAUUAACGGAAACUGAUAAAAAAAGAAUUAUCCGUGAGGAGAUGUAUAAAUCAGAACUAAAACGUACCUUGAGUCCCUACUUGUCCUACCUUAAUCAAAAUGUUAUUAAAAGCGAUUAUGAUAUGUGGAAGUAUUUUGAAUUGUUGUUAACAACAUAUAUAAAUAGAGAUAAAGGACAAAGGGAAAAAUUAUUAAAAUUGACUCCUGAAGAGACAAUCAAACAUAUUGACCAAGAAAGUACUAAAGAUUUUACAAAGAUUCCCGAACCAUAUGAGAUCACAAUGCCUUGUAUAGUAUUAGAAUUAUUGACAAAUGAGACCCAAUGGCAUUUACCAGUUGAAAGAAGGUAUCAGUUAACAAUGUAUAUCUACAAUCAAAUAAAGACAUAUCCAGAUAUCACCAUGUAUUUAUAUUUUGGAACAGUAGAUUUUUAUAAUUUAUUGAUUGAAUUGAAUUGGAUUAAUUACAAAGAUAUUGCACAGAUCCGUAAUUAUUUGAUUGAGAUGCAAAAUAAUGGGAUCCAAGGUGAUUUGACUACCUUAGACCAUUUAAACAAGAUUAUCACCACUAUGAGAUCCUUAAAUGAUGAUAUAAUGGAUUCUGAGGAUUAUAAUAAAUUAAAAGAAGAUAGUAUUACAAUGGAUGUUUUGUGGUCCAAAGAUAUAGAUAAUUCUAUUAUUGAAUUAGAAAACCGUUCACAAAGACUGAAACGUCAAUUGGUACCCUGUUCCGUAUAG